Molecule: messenger RNA, 3623 nt
Organism: Nematostella vectensis (starlet sea anemone)
Lineage: Eukaryota; Metazoa; Cnidaria; Anthozoa; Actiniaria; Edwardsiidae
Product: follicle-stimulating hormone receptor
Exons: 8
Coding region: 243-2480 (745 amino acids)
Biological process (GO): G protein-coupled receptor signaling pathway
Cellular component (GO): membrane
Molecular function (GO): G protein-coupled receptor activity; protein binding
Source: RefSeq, a predicted model, not a curated record
AGGUAUUUUCUUUUUUCUUUGAAACUAAAUGAAAUGCGAAAUAUCUCGUAUUGGUAGAGGAUAUCGAAAAUGACAUCCCUUUUGUUUGUACAAGACCUCUUCAGGAUAAAAGCGAAUGAUUGGCCUGUUUCGACUUACAAACAUAAUUAAACCCGACUUGCUACUAUUGUCAGAAACGGGGCAUCUACAAAACCGUUUGUCGCUUCAGAUGUCCCCAGAGAGAAAAUGUCAAAAAGGUUGCCAUGAAGUCUAUUUUGUGCUUCUUGGUCUUAAUCAUUGCAAAAUCAAAGCAAUCGCCAUCAUCACUGUCAUCCACUCCAACGGUCACCCCUGCUUCCGGUACGACCUCACAGAUCAGCACUAGUCAAGUGUUAUCGCCCGCUACAGUCUCAGGGCCGAUUCUGACAAGCACAGUGAGCCCCGCCCUAGCAACCCCUUCGCCUGUGACCCUCACCACAGGCCCCCCCUCGCCUAGCGGUAGCUGCCCGUCCGAGUGUGUCUGUUCCGUGUGUAAAAUCUUCCCUGGUUCACAUGCAUUGAAGUGCACUGUUCAAGACUUUGACCAAUUCAAGCCAAGUUAUAAGUUGGAUAACUUCACGGAGGCAUGCUCUCUAGACUUUUCCAAAGGAAACAUAAGCCAUCUUGGAAGAGAAACAUUCAGAAACUUCACCGCCCUUCAAGAGCUGAAUCUCUCUUACAACAAUAUUACCCGAAUCCGAAACAGGACUUUUACGAAUGGCUCUUCACUAACAACACUAUCCCUGGAUCAUAAUACCAUCACUAUCGUGGAUGUCGGAGCAUUCUAUGGGCUCCAGAGCCUGCUGCGAUUGAACUUGGAUUAUAAUAAUCUUGUCACGCUAGACCAAGGAUGCUUCGCAGGACUCACAAGUCUUAGAUACCUGAGUAUUCGUUACAAUAAGUUAAAAAAGUGGGACGCAUGGCUCGUUUACGAUGCUCCUCACGUGACCCAACUUUUCAUCAAAGGCAACAAAGCUUACAAGAUCACCAAGCAGCUACUACGAAACACAACGAUUCAGGCCAUCGACGAGGCGACCAUCAGCGAGACGUGCAAGCAAUGCAAACUGGAUCGAGUGAAUGUCACAUUACAAGACUUGAUGCCAAAAGACACUUGCCAAUACUUACCCGACUACAUAUUACCAGUCUUGUACGAGAAGCACGCCAAGUACGUCUUAUUUGAGGGGGAAUGCAGCGGCCAGAAAGUUUGCAAGAUAAUUGCGACAUCCAUGUCCAAGAUAACCCAAGCCACACGUAACUAUUGCUGGGAGAUACUGUAUGACAUCAGGUACUUCGAGUUUGCUCUCGGCGCCUUCACCAUAGCAACCAACAUAAUCGUCGUCAUAGCAACAGUGUCGGUGAAGUCAUUGAGGACCUCCACGGCGUUCAUGUUGAUAGGUCACAUGGCCAUGUGUGACGCCCUCAUCGGGAUCUACAUUAUCGGGGUCGCAAAGGGUCAUGGGCUUCUAUUAGAUAAACCGAGUGUUUUCAGGACAUAUCGAUACGAACAAUGCCCGUACUAUAGGUCCAUCUACACUCUUGGUCAGUUUAUGGAGGUCGCCACAUCCGUACUGGUCACCUUAGAGAGGUACCUUGCGAUCGUGUUUGUCAUGAAGCGCUGGGUCCGAAUGACGUCGUUAGUGGCUGCGGCGUGUUUGCUGGGCUUUUGGGCGAUCGCUGCGACUCUUGCGAGCCUUAUGCAGGUUUUCGACCGAGAGGUUAUCACCGAUGAUUUGAUGUGUGUUCUGGUGAGAAACUUCAGUCACUCGGAAAAGCUGUUUUUCAGUCAGGGCACCAUGCUUUCUCAGGUCCUUCUUUACCUGCUUGUUAUCGUCAUGUACGUGCAUAUCUUCGUGUACGUGCGGCGUUCCCAGCGUAACGCAGGCGUUCAGCGCGAGAGCAAGCUAGCCUCGCGUAUCGGCGGCCUCGUUCUUACCAACCUCUUGUUUUUCGUCGUGCCGAACACCGUUGUGUUCAUAGUGACAACUGGAACCAUCUACUUCGAGACGAAUGCCGUAGCCAAUAGCAUGCUUAGACGUUGGCUCCCUCCAAUUUGCAUCGUUCUCAACGCUUGCAUGAAUCCCUUCCUGUUUGCUUAUCGGAAUGACGUCUUCAAGACUGCGCUCAAGAAGCAGCUCGGUCUGGUCUCAAGCACUAGCAUGUCAAUGAGGCUGACGAAAAGCGACAACUCCACAUUUAGGGGCAGAGCAAACACUACCUCGAGCGUGGUACCAGCAAAUGAAGCCAUGGGAAUGCAGGGCAAGCGGCUUGCGCACAAGAAAAAGUCACCAAGUCCCUCAAAUAAUGCGGUGGUGCCCAUGGAUCCAAUUACUGCAACUAACACCAUUGUUCCUAAGGCCCCGAGUCCGUCAAGUAACUCGGUAGCUCCUCUGGUUGUUAGUCCUAUGGCAAAGCACAGGGAGCCCAUAGAUCUCGGAAAGGUGAAUCCGUCCUUAGACGCCUGAAACUCAUACGAUGAUCAUCCCUUCAGCGAAGUCGGCGUAAGAACCUGUUAUCAGGAAAUCAAUCAGCAAACAGGAACACUGUGAGGAAAAGGGCGUAGCCUGAUGAGUUUUUCGGAUACAUUCUGUAGCAUAUCAGAUAUCUUUUUAUCUAAAACAGUUCGAUUCACUCAUAUAAGCGAGGUCCCCCAAGAAAGCGCCGUACUUAGUGUAAAAAAAAAGUGAGCGCCCCGAAUUAGCGCCCGGCAACCUAAGUGCAUCCUUGCAUUAUUUUGUUCGUGGAUGUCUAUCGUUUUGAGAUCAUAUUGUAAAAAUCAGCCUACUUCUAUUUGAAGCGAGUUUCCACAAUAGCCAUACAGUAUACUACCCUGAAAUAAGUCUAUACCUAGCAUUAUACAGUAGAUUAUACAGCAGCUUGCAGUGAAUGUAGAUAGCAAUACACUCUUUUUCUAUAAGAACCUUUUCAUAAUAACAUCCAGUCUGAGAUUCCAAAUUUUAAGAACAUGCUAAGAACAUGCCGAGCAGCCAAAUAUUGCUGCUAUUGUAACCUUGAAUAUUAAUGCUAUUGACCAUUUGUGUUAUUCUCUUCCUGAUAAUUCAUUUAGUAUUAUAUUUUAUAUACACUUAAAGAACAUCGUUUUAAAUGUGCUUAAAAGAACAUUUCAGCCUUAAAAUAAUCCAAAAAUAAGAACGGCCCAGCCUCAACUGAAAGUAAGACGUUCUUCCAAAAAAGAGGGAUUUUUUUUAUUUCUAAAUCUAUUAAGGUACAUAUUUAACAAUUAUACCAUUUCCGUUGAGGUAGAUAUUUUUAAAGCCACUAUCCGCCGAAAUGGAAAUAGUGUAAUUUUUUUAGUAUAUAAAACGAGCUUAGAGCAAUGUUCUUUUCGGAAACACGGCUGUUACACCCGCUAUUUUGGUUGAUUUCGGGGUCCAGGACAAUAUCCACCUCCUAGGAGGUGUAUGUUGCAUUUUAUCCCGAGUUUCUCAACCAAUCAAAUCGCUUGAAUGCUAGGGAGUUUUAUAUCCUAAAAAUAAAAUUGUCAUAGGCCAUCAUUAGAUGCUCAAGUACAUUUGUAUAGAUACCUUGUAUGUCAUAAGUGAUAUCCUGUAAACAAAUGAUCUGAAAUAAAUCAAGAUAUAGGAUUA